GUUGGAUGCCAACUGCGGAUAAACCCCACCGAAGAAGAAAAUGACCGGCUACGGAAAUGACAUACGCUGGAGGAAAAAAAUGCUAGCAGUAGCCACUCUUUGCUCACGUCUGUCUUUGCCGUUAGCUACCUUCUGUAGCGUUUAAUGAUUGCACCGUUUCACAAUAUCCUCAAUAUAUAUGUAUUUUUUUACCAUUGCAGUAACCUCUGUGUCGUUUUUUUUACAAACUCAUUGGCUUGUAAUUUAAAAAAAAAUCGAAAUUCAAGUUACCUAAUCUAUCGAUUGGUUCGGGGGAUUCUACAUGAAUAUCUAGCUAGCUAGCUAGCCUGCUACAGUCAAAAUGGCGGACAACGAGGAUGAGAGUGAUGUGUCAAGUACAACAACAGGGGCAGAUCAUGGUACGAUAUAUCAAGUUCAAUGUGUUUCUGGAUUGCAAGUAAAUGAAACCCCUACAGAAUUGGAAAACGAGAACCAAGUCGGCGAGAAAUGUAUUGAAGCGCAAGGCUUGACAGAUUUUCUGCAAAGCUGCACAGAAGAGGAGACAUUCGUUGCAAAGGACUCCCAAGUGGUUGUCAGCCAAACUGAGGAAAAUGAACAACAACCUGAACAAAACAUAACGUCUAUUGUUGAGACUUCAGGUAUUGCAACUGGUGCAGAGUAUUCUACAGUCAGUGCUGACUUUGUAAACGCUCUUGCACCUGGAACCACCAUUAUUUAUGUGCAACCAGACGGUAGUUUUGUUGAGGGAUCAGGUCUGACUGCAGAGGAGCAGCAACAGCUAGUGGAGCAGUUGGCCAAACAGCAGCUUGUCACAGUGACGGAGAGUGAGGCUGUUCGCCUGUUUGAACAAAAUCAAGUCAUCAAAACACUCCCUACUACUUCAUCACAGACACAGUAUACCAUUCCCAGUACAGCACUGGCUCCCAAUGAACUGCAACAAGUGCUAGAGCAAGUGAUCAAAUCUCAGCAAUCCAUGGCCCAGACACCCAAGGAAUCGGAGCAGGUUGUGACCACUCUGGACCCCACAACUGGCUUGUUCACGACUGUUGCAGCUUCAGAGAUUGCAGUAGCAAGCCCACAUCCACUGGUCACUAUGCAGAAUGCAUCACAGCAGCUGAAGAAGGUUGCGAAACAAGUGGCACUUCAGUCCCACAAUGGUACGCACCUGGUCCCGAAAAAGGUAACUACUUUUUUGAUUAGUUUAUUCUAUUAAAUUAUUGCUCAUGCGACUUUCACUGAUAUUUAAUACGCUCAAUUGUGAAAUUCUAUGUUUGAUGAGAAAAAAAGCUAACAUUUGAUCAUGGCACUUUAUCAGCUGUAUGAAAUCUACUAUCCAUUAAUUAUGACCGCCACUGACAUUAGUAUUGUUUAUAUUUUACCAGCAGGAAACCAUCCGAAUCCAAGUCCAGAUGCCCUCUGGAAAGCAGGAGGUGAAAGGACCUACGCAGGCUACCAUUUCAAUCCCCCAACAGAAGAAUUUGGCUGUGAGGAGUCAAGGCCAACAGGUCAAAGUGUCUACAAACGGCAGUGUGAGCAGCAGCCCCCAGAUCAUCCACAUCACACCCAUGGUUGGACAGCAACAGUACUUCCUACAGCAGAACCCUGGAGACCCUCCCAUUCAGCUGCUUCUGCAGAGUUCAACCCCCUUGGUUGGCAGCCUGGUUCCCAUUGUGCACAAACUGCCCAUGCCUGUUCAGACCCCUGUCCAGCAGCCUUCUGGUAAGGCCCCGGUCAAUGGCACAGCAGUUAAACCUGCCACCACAUCUGUCUCUGUCUCAGCCUCCACAGUGGAAAAAGUAAAAAGGGUCAAAACCAGAGUGAAGAAGGCACCGAAUAUCAAAACGCGUUCUGGGAGGGUGUCCAGACCGCCCAAGUACAAGGUGAAGGACUAUAAGUUCAUCAAGACAGAGGAUUUGGCUGAGAGCCAUCAGUCAGAUUCUGACGAUUACUCUGAGAUCAGUGUGGAGGAAGAUGAGGAUGGCGAGGAUAGUAAAAAGGGAGCAUCAUCUAUGAGUUACAGUCACAAGCGGAAGGCCUUUCAAUGUGAAACGUGCGAUAAGGCUUACAUAGGCCACGGAGGUCUGUCCAGACACUACAGGCUGAAUCCCUCUCACGGUGAACUGAAGUCCACUCCUGAAGGGACCCCUAAAACGGAAAGCCCUGGUAAGAGCGCAGGCGCUGGGGCCGAACAAAAGAAGCCGACUGAAGAGAGUAAUGCCAGCAGUGUUAAAAAUACAUCAGGUCCUGAGAAAAGUGAUGCCACAGAGGAAACAGCUGCUGCAACUUCAACCACGCAACAAAAAGUAAGUUGCUCGAAAGUUACCUUGUCUAAUCAAAUGUUGACAAACGAAUACCAUUGGAAUGUUGACGACCUGCAGCUAAUUUAGCCGAAAGCUAAUAUUAUGGUGAUGUCUGUCUGUUAUAGUGCUGGUUUCCCGGACACAGAUUAAGCCUUGUCUGGGACAAAAAAUCAAGCACAAUGGAGAAUCUCCAUUGAAAUAGCUUUUUAGCCCAUGACUAGGCUUAAUCUGUGUCUGGGAAACCAGUCCAUAAUGUUUUUACAGAUUGUACCUUCACAGGUGGAUACCACGGCAGCCCAAGGAGUAGCAGCUUCUACCAGACAGGCAGUGGUCCAGGCUCGGGGACCAGGGAGGCCCAGAGGACGGGGCAGACCACCUACCAAAGGCCUGCCGAUCGUGGCAGCACAUCCAGCAGUGAGACGGGGGCGUCGGGGCCGACCCCCAAAGCUAGGAGGGGGAGUAGCCAGUGUGGAGCAGCAGGCCCAGAGAAGGAAAGCACGGCUCAAAGAGGUACAUCAAAUUAGGAGUCAGAACACUUCCAACAAACGGUUGCUGCUAGGAAUGUUUCUACACGAAGUUAAAAACAAGUGUUUAAAUAUACAAAAAAACAUUGUUGUUAUAAUGCAAAACACAUGAGUAUUUAGCAAUGCUGUGAGUAUAACAUGAAUCUCUGAACACCAUAAGUUGUUUGACUGUCUGUCACUUGUUCCCUUGCUAGGUGACACACGAGUGUGAUAAUGAAGAACUGAUGGAGACUGUGCUCCCUCGUCUGGCUAAGGUCAUGACUGUCUGGGAGUUCCUCUUGAUGAAGGUAAGGUCACCACGCUAACCACCUGAACAAACAGUUGCACGCCAAUAAAACAACUUACACAAUAAUUGUUUUUGCGACACAAUGUUUGAAUGCACUUUAUCAUACUUUUUAGCAACAGGCAAAUAUAGAAUAAGACACAGUUGCAGUUUGUCGUUUACUGAAUAAUUGUAUCCCAUUAACCCUCAGGUGGAGAAGGGGCGGCAACCCAAAACCCAGUUUUCGGAUGUGUACCGAGAGUUUGAGCAGCUCCACAGCCAGGUGAAGAAGAUGGCCCAGGACUAUAUCAGUAACCCUCAGGGUGUCCACACGGCCUUGGAGGUCCACAAUGUAGAGGUAAGAAGUAUAUCUAUAUUAUUCAAUUCAAUAAAACUUUAUCAAUUUGGGGGGAAUUAAUAACGUCAUAGCCAGAUUACAAAUAAAGAUCCUCCACGCAUAAUACACUGGGAGUUGAAACGUAUUCAAAUGCAUUGAACAAAUGUAUUCAGUCUCGGAAACAUAAUGUACAGAGUAAAAUUGUUCAUAAUGUAUGUCCUGUCGCUUAGGUUGCCAAAUCUCUUGGCAUCUUCGAUGAGGUGAACAAGUUGAAAGUCCUGAACCCUCCAACGCAGCAGAAUGUCACCAACAUGGCAACCAAGAAUGUCCGCUACAUGGAGGUAAGCACCAUUUAAUUUAGACCGCACACUUUAACUCUACUCUUGCUGUUAUGGAAUUAGGCUGUUACUCUUGCUGUUAUGGAUUUUUUUCAUAGUAAUGAAUUGUUAUGAGAUGCUAAGAUUUAAAGGUAAUUGUUAGGUUGAUGAUAGUCUGUUUGUUAUUUUUUUUACCUAGAAUUCUAAAAUGUUACCUCCAACGAAGAGAUUUAAAAUGGAAAACCGGGCUGGUGUUCAAAUCCAUCAGAAUGGCAUUGAGACUUCCAAAAAAGGUAUGUUGUAUUUUUUACCUACUAUCAACCUGUGGAUAGGUAUCUGCUAGGUGUCCAAACCAGAACAUGGAAGAAAUCAUGGAAAAUCACUAAUUGUAUUCUGCUUUCAUUUCCCUGUAUACUCUCACUCUCAGAAUCCAGUGAGGCCAAAGUAGAGAACACCGCAACAACAAGCAUGAAGGACAUUUUACAACAAACUCAGGCACCCACCAAGAGCCCCGCGGGCCCUCAAGCCACUCAGACUGCUAUUGUCAAACCACAGGUCGUCUCAUCUAACCCAGAGAUGAACGUAACACCCAUGGAACUGAUCCAGGAUCACUUAUCCAACAGCAUGACAGAGACGGUUGGCUCAGUGGGAGGAGAGGAGGCCAUGGAGACAGGUCAGGGUGCGUCUGGUACGGAACCAACCGAGGUCCUGAGCACCACUGACAUAGCAGAUCAGAUGAAAGAGUUAGAGAAGGCCUUGGCCACAGACCCAGUCCCAGUAGAUCAGCAGCCCAGGAGUAGUAGCACUCAGCCGCAUCAGCCCGACAGUACCCUAGUCCAGCAGAGCGGCCUGACCCAGGCUGUCUCCACCUCCAGCGGAGGCCAGGUGGUGGUUCAGGAGGCCCAGGGCAGCCAGGAAGGCCAGGAGAUCUACAUCCAGACCGAGGGGCUCACCAUGCACCUAGCAGAGGGCCAGGAGGGCGACAUGGCCUCUGAGCGCAUUGUCAUUGUCAACGGGCCUGACGGCACCACCAUGCACAUCCGCGCCCCUGAAGGAGUCCCUCUGGAAGCAGUCCAUGCCCUGCUUGGUAUUGAGGCUGAGGGGAAAACACAGCAGUGAUUUGUUGUUUCUCCAUAUCCGACCCUCUCAACAUCCCCCAUAUAGAUUUUUUCCAUCUGGUGGAUUUUUAUUGUAUUCCAAGUGUUCUUUAUGAAUUUGUAAACAUUCUUUUCGAUGUGGUGUUUUCAUAUUUCGACAAAUUAAUAGCCCUUCCUUUAAAAAGUGUUUAGUUGUUUGUGAUAUGUUUAUAUGUAGAUAAAUAUCAAAAGCAGUUUAAAAAAAGUUGCACUAUUUUAUUACUUUUUAUAUAUUUGGGCGUAACAUUUUCCAAACAUAAAAUAGGUUUGUAAUACCAUGGGAAAUUGAUUCAAUGGAGGGGAAACUUAAAAAGAUAAAUGUUAAAGUUGUGGUUUUAUUCAUUUCCAUGUUUCAUUUGUUGUGAUUCAUUAUUGCAGUACAACCAUUUCAUAUGCUGUACAGUUUAGCUCAUUUUCCUCUUAAUAAAGGAUGUGAGAACAAAUCAUUAUUUUAUUUAACAGAGUUGAAACCACCAGCAUUGCUGUGCUUCAUUCAGUGCAUGUGAGUUCCUUUGUAAUGUCCAUACAGUAUUUGUAUGGCUACGGUACUUACAAGUCCAUACACAGAAUAGAAUCCCAUUCAAAUAUGAAAAGAAUGUUCCAACUGAUGUUUGUUAGAUUGGUCGAUGCCCUGUCUCUGAAAUAAGAACCUCUAACAGUAGCUUUGCACUGUUGUCUAUGUACGGCUGUUACAGCCAGCAGGAGAGGUGCACCAUUGAGAGGUCUGUGUUAGUUGUGUGAGCUAGUUCCUGAAGAAUGGCCUGCUUCAGAGUCAGUUCAUGCUUGUAGCCUUUGUAGAGCUUGGAGGAGAUGUCAGC
Molecule: messenger RNA, 5694 nt
Organism: Coregonus sp. 'balchen'
Lineage: Eukaryota; Metazoa; Chordata; Actinopteri; Salmoniformes; Salmonidae
Source: the annotation of a GenBank genome assembly